Tupaia belangeri chinensis (Chinese tree shrew) is the source of this 9184-nucleotide messenger RNA. It is a transcript of the gene MYO9A, whose product is annotated as myosin IXA. Gene Ontology annotation, biological process: establishment of epithelial cell apical/basal polarity; positive regulation of GTPase activity; intracellular signal transduction. Gene Ontology annotation, cellular component: axonal growth cone; myosin complex; actin filament. Gene Ontology annotation, molecular function: actin filament binding; GTPase activator activity; microfilament motor activity. The record is from RefSeq and is a predicted model, not a curated record. The transcript is spliced from 45 exons. The coding region runs from base 1005 to 9032 and encodes 2675 amino acids. Lineage: Eukaryota; Metazoa; Chordata; Mammalia; Scandentia; Tupaiidae.
GGGUAUAGGCUAGACUGACAGAGGUCCAUGGUGUAAAAGAGGUUAAGAAUUUUUCUUGUUCAUACGCAUUGCUUACAGGAUAUAAUCUAAACUUUAGUAUGGGAUUCGAGGUAUGUCACAACCUGUCCACACCCACCCCUAUCUUCCCUUCUUUGCUCUAGCUGCAGCAGACAACAGUAACCUUCUCUGAGCUGGAGGUGGGUGGACACGUUCUGCAUUCACCCUGGUUAACAGAGCAGUCAGGUCGUCUCCGGUUUCCCUCUUCUGUCUGCCCAGUGGAUUCUUUGUUUAAAGGUCUGUCUUCCCUCACCCUCUGAGAUCCCAUCAGGGCUAUACUUGAAACACUUUUAGAACUCAUCCAACUUGGAUGAUGGAUGGAAUGAGAACUAAAAGGCAGAUUCUAUGUUGGCAAGGCACCGCGUGUAGCUCUCUCUGGGGUGAGUGGGUCUUUAAAUCUCUUUUUGGGGACAGAAAUAGGGAUGGCCCUUGUGUUCUAAGGCUGGAGAUGCCGUCUAAAUCCUGGACGGAGGGGAAAGGGACAGGAAAGAGCACUCGUUAAGUGACCAGACUGAGACUGAGGGAUGAAACCGGGACAGAGGAGGAGGCAGGAGUGGCUCCUUCCACUUCCCAGAACAGUUAUUCAGAACUCUUUAUCGCUCUGCUCAAGCUUCUCAAUCGACUCAGCUCUCGCGCUCAUCACAUGAUCCCAUUUUAACAUCACAGGGCCAACUCCCUCAACUUCCUGCCCUUACAUACUUCCCAUCUUUUCCUCCUCUCAAGUGGAUCCUAACCCUCAGUAUUAGUCACUUGAAGAGCUUUAACAAAAAUACUGCCGGGGCUGGCUCAGUGGUAAGGCAGUGCUCCGGAGAAGCUGGGUCCCGCACUGCAGCGGAUUCCUGUCCCCAGCGGCCUGAAACACACCAGGACACGCACUUCUUUUGCCAUGAAAAUGGUUUGCACGGUCUUGAACACACACCCUCCAUGCUGAUGGGACAGGAUCCAAUAUGAGUAUAAAUGAUGGAGGAAGACGACGCUUUGAGGAUAACGAGCACACGUUGCGUAUAUAUCCCGGGACAAUUUCAGAAGGGACCAUCUACUGUCCGAUUCCUGCCAGAAAAAACACCACAGCUGCAGAGGUGAUCGACUCUCUGAUAAACCGACUUCAUCUGGACAAAACAAAAUGUUACGUUCUAGCAGAGGUCAAGGAGUUUGGUGGAGAAGAAUGGAUACUCAAUCCCACAGACUGUCCAGUCCAGCGAAUGAUGCUGUGGCCCCGAAUGGCUCUGGAAAACCGCUCGAGUGGAGAGGACUACCGCUUUCUUCUGAGAGAGAAAAACCUUGACGGGUCAAUUCACUAUGGCAGCCUUCAGUCAUGGCUGCGGGUAACGGAAGGGCGCCGCAGGAUGGUGGAGCGGGGCUUUCUCCCACAGCCGCAGCACAAGGAGUUUGACGAUCUCUGCAGCUUACCCGACCUGAACGAGAAAACGCUACUAGAAAACCUACGGAAUCGCUUCAAGCAGGAAAAGAUCUAUACCUACGUGGGCAGCAUUCUGAUAGUGAUUAACCCCUUCAAGUUUCUUCCCAUUUACAACCCCAAAUACGUCAAGAUGUACGACAACCACCAGCUGGGAAAGCUCGAGCCCCAUAUUUACGCGGUGGCCGACGCGGCCUACCAUGCCAUGCUUCAGCGCAGGAAGAACCAGUGCAUCGUGAUCUCGGGCGAGAGCGGCUCUGGGAAGACUCAGAGCACAAACUUCCUCAUUCACCACCUCACUGCACUCAGUCAGAAAGGCUUUGCCAGUGGAGUGGAGCAGAUUAUUCUUGGAGCGGGGCCAGUGCUUGAGGCCUUCGGAAAUGCAAAAACAGCACAUAAUAACAAUUCAAGCCGUUUUGGCAAGUUUAUUCAAGUAAAUUACCAGGAGACAGGCACUGUGCUUGGUGCCUAUGUUGAAAAAUACCUACUGGAGAAGUCCAGACUUGUUUAUCAGGAGCAUAAUGAACGGAACUACCAUGUAUUCUACUACCUCCUGGCAGGAGCAAGCGAAGAAGAGAGGUUAGCCUUCCACCUUAAGCAGCCAGAGGAGUAUCAUUACCUCAAUCAGAUAACAAAGAAACCCCUCAGACAGAGCUGGGAUGAUUAUUGCUAUGACUCUGAGCCGGAUUGCUUCUCUGUGGAAGGAGAAGAUUUGAGGCAUGACUUUGAGCGCUUGCAGCUUGCCAUGGAAAUGGUAGGAUUUCUUCCCAAGACGCGAAGACAGAUUUUCUCUCUCCUCUCGGCAAUACUACAUUUGGGUAAUAUCUGUUACAAAAAGAAGACGUAUCGGGAUGACUCCAUUGAUAUCUGUAACCCUGAAGUUCUGCCUGUUGUCUCAGAAUUAUUAGAAGUGAAAGAAGAGAUGCUGUUUGAAGCGUUAGUUACGAGGAAGACCGUGACGGUGGGAGAGAAGCUGAUUUUACCAUACAAGCUGGCAGAGGCGGUGACAGUGAGGAACUCCAUGGCCAAGUCUCUCUACAGUGCCUUGUUUGAUUGGAUAGUUUUCCGGAUUAAUCACGCACUUCUGAAUAGUAAGGAUUUGGAACACAAUACCAAGACUUUGUCUAUUGGUGUUCUUGAUAUUUUUGGGUUUGAAGAUUAUGAAAACAACAGCUUUGAACAAUUUUGUAUUAAUUUUGCUAAUGAACGUUUACAACACUACUUUAAUCAGCAUAUAUUUAAAUUAGAGCAAGAGGAAUACAGAGCUGAAGGUAUAAGCUGGCACAACAUAGAUUAUAUUGAUAACACCUGCUGCAUAAAUCUCAUUAGCAAAAAACCAACAGGACUGCUCCAUCUUUUGGAUGAAGAAAGCAAUUUCCCACAGGCUACCAAUCAGACAUUGCUAGACAAGUUCAAGCAUCAACAUGAAGGUAAUUCCUACAUCGAGUUCCCAGCUGUGAUGGAGCCUGCUUUCAUCAUAAAACACUAUGCUGGAAGGGUCAAGUACGGGGUGAAGGAUUUCCGGGAAAAAAAUACAGAUCAUAUGCGCCCAGACAUCGUAGCUCUUCUGCGAAGUAGCAAGAAUGCAUUUAUCUCGGGGAUGAUUGGAAUUGACCCUGUAGCUGUCUUCCGAUGGGCAGUUCUCCGGGCUUUUUUUAGAGCCAUGGUUGCUUUCAGGGAAGCUGGGAAAAGACACAUUCAGAGGAAGUCUGGACAUGAUGAUACAGCGCCAUGUGCCAUUUUGAAAAGUAUGGAUAGUUUUAGCUUUCUCCAACACCCAGUGCACCAGAGGAGCUUAGAGAUUCUGCAGAGGUGCAAGGAAGAGAAGUACAAUAUAACUCGGAAAAAUCCCAGAACACCUCUUUCUGAUCUCCAAGGCAUGAAUACCCUGAAUGAAAAGCACCAGCAUGAGACAUUUGCUGUUGCCUGGAAUGGAAGGACCGGGAUUCACCAAAGCAGGCUAUCAAGCAGCACCUCCUUGCUGGACAGAGACGGGGUGUUUGCUAACUCAGCGAGCAGCAAGCUUCUGGAGAGGGCCCACGGGAUUCUCACGAGAAACAAAAAUUUCAAAUCCAAGCCUGUUCUUCCAAAGCAUUUGCUAGAGGUAAAAUCUUUAAAGCACCUGACAAGGCUAACCCUGCAGGAUCGGAUUACCAAGUCGCUUCUUCACUUGCACAAGAAGAAGAAGCCGCCCAGCAUCAGCGCCCAGUUUCAGGCGUCACUGAGUAAGCUGAUGGAGACACUCGGUCAAGCAGAGCCGUAUUUUGUGAAAUGCAUCCGCUCUAAUGCUGAGAAGCUGCCCUUACGAUUCAGUGAUGCCUUGGUACUUAGGCAGCUCCGAUACACUGGGAUGCUGGAGACAGUUCGAAUCCGCCAGUCAGGAUACAGCUCCAAAUAUCCUUUCCAGGAUUUUGUGAGCCACUUCCAUGUACUUCUUCCCCGAAAUAUUAUUCCAUCCAAAUACAACAUUCAGGAUUUCUUCAGGAAAAUAAAUCUUAACCCAGAUAAUUACCAAGUUGGGAAAACCAUGUUAAUUUCUCCAUUGUCUCCUGCUGCCUCAUUGCUUUCUGACCCGUGCUACCCCAGCGGAACCCUCUGUCUCUCCCGCAUACUGGCCUUCUCUUUGCCUCUUUGGGUAUACAAUAUUUACCUGCUCUUAAAGGUCUUCCUAAAGGAACAGGAGCGCCAGCGCCUACAAGACCUGCUCCACCGAGAGGUGCUCCGCAGGAUCACUGUGCUGCAGCGCUGGGUCAGGGUCCUGCUGUGCAGGCAGCACUUCCUCCAACUGAGACAGGCGUCCAUUGUGGUCCAGCGGUGGUGGAGGAGCUACCUGCACCAGAAGCACUUCAGAGCUGCAGCCGUGCGGAAGGACGCCCUCACGAUGGCCAGCGCAGCCACUCUCCUCCAGGCCUCCUGGCGCGCUCACUUAGGGAGGCAGCGCUACGUGGCGCUGCGGGCCGCGGCCGUUGUCCUCCAGCAGAGGUGGCGGGAGCAGCGCAGGCGCAGGCACACGGCCGCUGCCCGCAUCCAGGCCUGGUGGAAAGGUCACAGGCAGAGGAAGAAGUACCAGGAGCAGAGGAACAAAAUUAUUCUCUUGCAGUCAGCCUGUAGAGGAUUCAGAGCAAGACAGAGAUUGAAAGCUUUGAAGGAACAGAGGCUAAAAGAAGCAAAGCUAGACCUUGGCUUGGUGACUGCUGUGGAGGCACAGGGAGCCCUGGACAUUCAGGGUUCAGACCCUUCGGAAUGGGAGGACCGUUCCUUUGACAGCAGAGUGAAAGCUGUGGAGGAGCGGAAGUCUGAGGUAGAGAGUAGUAGGAUUGGCCGGGGGAGCUCGGUGGACUGCUCGAAGGAGUGCACAGACCAGCGACAGGAGAGAGCCAGGAGCCAGAGUGGAGUGGAUUUGCAAGAAGGUGUGAUUGUUAGAGAGAGGCCCAAGUCCUUGGAGGACCUCCAUCAGAGGAAAGUCGGCCGGGCUAAAAGGGAAAGUCGGAGGAUGCGAGAACUAGAACAAGCUAUAUUUAGCUUAGAGUUGCUGAAAGUCCGUUCCCUCGGGGGCGUGUCUCCUUCAGAGGAACGCAGAUGGUCUACGGAGUUGGUGCCUGAAGGCCUUCAGUCUCUACAGGGAACGCCUGAUAGUGACAGCUCUCAAGGAAGCUUGGAACUCCUGAGCUGUGAGGAAAGCUCGAAGAGCAGCGUGCAGUCCACGGUGGAGGGUGACGGGGACGCGCUGGUGCCUUCCCCUCGGCUCUUGGGCGGUCCAGGACGUGGUUCACAGGGCAGCACCCUCCGUGCCUCGCGUGAGACUAGCCAUGCAUCCACUCGAGAGGGAGCCGCCUCCGACUCAGAGCACUUGAAGAGUGGGACUGCGAAGGAGAAGCCCACCUGUGCAUCGCAGCCUGUCCCCUGUAAACCACAGCAGAGAGAACCCUUCCUCUCAAAUAGCCUGCCGACGUUUUUCUAUAUUCCCCAACAAGACCCGCUGAAGACGAGCUCCCAGCGAGACACAGCUAUCCAAAGAAACAGAGUCUCGGACAGUGAAGACACACGAGGGGCAGCUCUUACUUCAGAUAUCAGCAGGGACACUAGAAAGUGUCACUUCUCCGAAGAUCAACUUGGUCCUUCUUCGCAUACAGAUCCUGCUAAUGCUGUACUUAAGAAGUUAGAAAAGCUCAACACUGAGAAGGAAGAAAGGCAGCGGCAGUUGCGGCAGCAGAAUGAAAAAGAGAUGAUGGAACAGAUUCGCCAGCAAACAGAUAUUUUAGAGCAGGCGCGUAAAGCCUUCGAGACCACUGAAAAGCCAAGAACAGUGGAGCCUUUCCAGGAAACGCCUUUCUACCAGACAAAGCAGCGAGCAGAGAGGCCAUCUUCUCUCCUCAUUCUCAGUGCCCCUAAGGGGGAACCUGGUGUGGUCGGGUCCCCGUCAGUAGCUACUAAAGAUACAGCUCUUGCCUCACAUGACAGUCCCGCUGCUCACUUACGCUCAAAGGAUCGACCUGUUACCCUGUUCUUUGACAGAAAAGGAAGCUCCUACCAGUCUGGUGUUGUCAGGGAACUGUCCACGGCAGACGGAGUGGGCACCCCGCUAAACGUAGCCUGUAAACUCUCUCAUAAUCGUGUUUCAAAAAGAGAACACCACAGGCCCACUCAGUCACAUGGCCAUAGAUCGGAUGGCUCUUCCAGAGAGGGAAGCACUAGGGCCAUUUUCUUCACGCCAAAGGACAAUAAGAGUUUCCUCCUCACCAAUAAGGAGUCCUUAAACGGUGGAAACCCUCAGCUCCACAAACAAGAUGAGCCAGCUAGGAGACCCAUGAAGUUAGUGGGGCUGGGCCACGGAGAGCAGGUUGCCAGACCGGCCCAUAAAAAGAAAGCUCGCAUGGCGCGGACGCGCUCCGAUUUCUUGACUAGAGGUACUUUUGCCGAUGGGGAGGGGGACACAGAGGAAGAUGAUUACGAUGACAUUCUUGAGCCCCUUCUGUCCCUUGAUCAAGCUUCUCACUCUGAGCUAGGGCCUGUACCCAGCCUGGGUCAGGCGUCUCACAGUGACUCCGAAAUGACAUCACAGCGCUCUUCUUCAAUGGAUGAGCAAGCCAAGCUUCAUAAGGCUAUGUCUCAAGGGGAGAUUACGAAGUUGGCAGUGAGACAGAAGGCUUCAGAUUUGGAUAUAAGACCUCAGAGAGCUAAAAUGAGAUUCUGGGCCAAAGGGAGACAAGGGGAGAAGAAGACUCCCCGGGCGAGGCCUGCCACGCAGUCAGAGGCUUCCACACUCCCAGCUGGCUCCGACGCGACUCCGGCUCGCCACUUUCCAGAUGAAUUAGUCACUCAGUAUCACUCAACACCUCCAUUGAGCCCAGAACUGCCUGGUAGUUGCCGUAAGGAGUUCAAAGAGAACAAGGAGCCUUCUCCAAAGGCAAAGCGCAAACGAAGCGUGAAGAUCAGCAACGUGGCUUUGGAGUCUGCACAUUGGCAGAACGACUCUGCCCAGAUCAUAACGAGUGCCGGCGAUUUAAAAAGCAUGGAUGACUUCCUCCUGAAGAAGAUGAAUGACCUGGAUAAUGAAGACAGCAAGAAAGACACGCCGGUGGAUGUUGUAUUUAAAAAAGCCCUGAAGGAGUUUCGACAGAAUAUCUUCAGCUUCUAUUCAUCUGCGUUGGCAAUGGAUGACGGGAAGAGCAUACGGUAUAAGGACCUCUAUGCACUAUUUGAACAGAUUCUGGAAAAGACCAUGAGGCUUGAGCAGCGUGAUUGGCGUGAAUCUCCAGUAAGAGUCUGGGUGAACACUUUUAAAGUGUUCUUAGAUGAGUACAUGAAUGAAUUCAAGACUUCAGAUUGCCCAGCCACCAAGGUGCCAAAACCAGAAAGAAAGAAAAGGAGGAAGAAGGAGGCGGACCUGGUGGAAGAGCACAACGGUCACGUCUUCAAGGCCACCCAGUACAGCAUCCCUACCUACUGUGAAUACUGCUCUUCGCUCAUAUGGAUAAUGGACCGGGCCUCUGUGUGCAAGCUAUGCAAGUAUGCGUGUCAUAAAAAGUGUUGUCUGAAAACCACAGCCAAGUGUUCUAAAAAGUAUGAUCCAGAGCUGUCAUCUCGACAGUUUGGAGUUGAACUGUCGCGUUUGACCAGUGAAGAUCGAACUGUUCCGUUAGUGGUGGAGAAGCUUAUCAACUACAUUGAGAUGCAUGGACUGUAUACCGAAGGAAUUUACCGGAAGUCUGGCUCAACUAACAAGAUCAAGGAGCUUCGGCAAGGUCUGGACACAGAUGCUGAGAAUGUGAACCUAGACGACUAUAACAUACACGUCAUUGCAAGCGUGUUCAAACAAUGGCUGCGUGAUCUGCCCAAUCCACUCAUGACCUUUGAGCUCUAUGAGGAGUUUCUUCGAGCUAUGGGCCUUCAGGAGAGGAAGGAGACAGUCCGUGGUGUGUACUCGGUGAUUGACCAGCUCUCUCGGACUCAUCUCAAUACCCUGGAACGCCUCAUUUUUCAUCUAGUCAGAAUUGCUCUGCAAGAAGACACUAAUCGGAUGUCUGCUAACGCUUUGGCCAUUGUGUUUGCGCCCUGCAUUCUCCGCUGCCCGGACACCACUGACCCUCUGCAGAGCGUGCAGGACAUCAGUAAGACCACAACCUGUGUGGAAUUGAUUGUCGUGGAGCAAAUGAAUAAAUACAAGGCUCGUCUCAAAGACAUCAGUAGCCUGGAAUUUGCUGAAAAUAAGGCAAAGACCAGGCUGUCGCUGAUUCGCAGAUCCAUGGGCAAGGGGCGUAUUCGUCGAGGAAACUUCCCAAGUCCGUCCUCACCCGUUGUGGUCCGAUUGCCCUCGAUGUCCGACGUCCCGGAGGAGACGCUGACCCGCGAGGCAGCCGCGGAGCCUGAGCUCACAGAGCAGCAGCAAGCGGCCAUGCAGCAGGAGGAGCGGGUGCUGACCGAGCAGAUCGAGAACCUGCAGAAAGAGAAGGAGGAGCUCACGUUUGAGAUGCUCGUGCUGGAACCCCGUGCCUCUGACGACGAGACCCUGGAGUCGGAGGCCUCCAUCGGGACUGCUGACAGCUCAGAAAACCUGAGUCUGCAGUGCGAGGGCGCCGUCUCUGAGAGAUCAGAGAGAAGCUCAGCCCUCAGCUCUCUGAAGGCAGCUGGCAAGUCUGAACCGUGGAGUAAGUCGCGAAAGCAGCUAAGAAAGCAGCCAGACUCUCUGGAUUCGGGGGACCCGCCCGUCUCUUCCUUGCGUCUGUCCAACACCGCGUUGCCUCACGGGACCAGAAAGCGAUUUCAGAUUUAUUCCAAAUCUCCCUUCUACCGAGCUGCCUCAGCUGCCGAGGCCCCAGGAACGGAAGGCCUGCCAGGCCAGACCAGAGCCCUGGAAGACAGGCCUCAGUUCAUCAGCAGAGGGACCUUCAACCCCGAAAAGGGCAAACAAAAAUUAAAGAAUGUGAAAAACUCACCUCAGAAAACCAAAGAGACCCCCGAGGGGACAGUCCUGUCUGGCCGCAGGAAAACCGUAGACCCAGACUGCAGCUCCACGCAGCCGCUCGCGCUCUUCGGGAACAGCGAGUUUAUGGUCUGAGCUGGCAGGCCCUGUCCCUCACGCGUCUGCAGCACUCCACCCUACGUGUGCCCUGCUCGCGCCUGUGCACAUGGCGAUGGGCUUGUGGCUGGCAGCCGGUUCCUGGCCUCCUGCAGAAGCAGGCCCUUCCAGAGCCCGCGAGGUGGUGCCGG